Molecule: messenger RNA, 2373 nt
Organism: Guyanagaster necrorhizus
Lineage: Eukaryota; Fungi; Basidiomycota; Agaricomycetes; Agaricales; Physalacriaceae
Exons: 8
Coding region: 1-2373 (790 amino acids)
Biological process (GO): nuclear membrane organization
Cellular component (GO): nuclear inner membrane; endoplasmic reticulum; nuclear periphery
Molecular function (GO): chromatin binding
Source: RefSeq, a predicted model, not a curated record
AUGUCGACUCGGCUCACCACGACUCAAGUCAUCGAGCAAGGACGCUAUCUAGACCCAGACUUUGAGGCAUCUUCCCUCACAGUUUCUCAGCUCAUGGGUGUCCUUGUUCAUCACCGUGUCAACUUUCCAACACCAUACUCCAAACCGAAGCUCAUGCAGAUCUUCAAUGAAGAAAUCAAGUCCAAGUUGUCGCCUCUAAAGCGUCAGCGGUUGAAGCAGCAGAACAGCAUCGCCAGCAGUGAUGGCAUAACUGACGGUGUAACGGGGCAACCGCUGGCAGGUGGUAGUGAAACAAAGGUGAUGAGGAGGUCCAGACGUCUUUCUCGUGCCCCAACUCAAGAAGUGGAGUCCUCUCCGCCUCGUCCUGACCCACCCAAGCGUCGUCGUUCCUCGGCCCAGCCGAAUCUUGGUGGCCCAUCACGUAAAUCUACAGUUACCAAUGCACAAACCCUGAUGGAAGAGAGUGAACCUGAGGAAGAGCUACCGGUCCGCAAAGUCGGAAGGAGCGAGAAAGCUUCAGAAACCGCUGGAGCGUCGAGCCGUCGAGUAUCUCAUACGGAAGACAGUGGCUGGGAAGACAAUAAUGUCUUUCAAUCUGGUGCCGAAUCUUCAUCGCCAAUGCGUCCUUCGCCUGUUCGUCCGAGAACACGGCGACCGCUACGACAGUCACGAAAAUCUUCUUCGGCCCCUCCCCAAAUGGUCCCUUUAUCACCAACCCCGCCUGCUGUGGGAUCAGGCAGCUUGCACCGAUCACCUCCUCAAUCCCGGUUUGAACCCCAACUACCAUCCAUCAUAUCGGCAGGAUCGCGCCUGUCGAUACCAAGGUUCUCUACCCCCAGUCCUCCGCAUGGGGAGCUUGAAAGCGAAACGAAGGAUGAACCAGUUGAGGAAGUUAUACCUGAUGAUGACGAGGGCAUUGCUGAAAGGACCGUCGCUGUAGACCGUGGGGUUGAUCAUGAAGUCGCCGAAGAAGCGGACGCUGUCGAGGAUGUACCAGCAUCUGCCGUAUUGCCUCUUCGGGGACAAGAGGUUGUUGAACGUCUUCUUUCUCAAGCCCAGAGGCCGCCUCCACGCGCUUCGAUGUCACCUGCGAUGCGAUUGCUCCUUUUAACAUUCCUCGUGGGGCUCGUAGCGGUGGUCUGGAAUUAUAAAUUGGAAUCUGUAUCAUUUGGUUACUGUGACCCCGGAAGUGAUACAAACCCUUUGCUAGAAGAAGCGAGAGUCAACCGGAAGGCUAUCGAAUCGUGCAACCGCGAAAAUAGGACACUCCUGCAUGAGGACGUCGAAGGAGAUCUAACGCCGUGUCCGUUACCCUUCAUACUGCCAUCGUUCUAUCCUGAUUCAUGCACUCCAUGUCCGGAGCAUGCCACAUGCACUCGGGAUAGUGUGACAUGCGAUACCGGUUACAUGUUGCGUUCACAUCCGCUGUUUUUCUAUCUGUCGCCCGUAUCCUCUCGGAAGGACAAAAGUCUGUCGCUUUCGUCGCCACCCAAUGAUAUCUUCUGGAGGUUGGUUCGCGAAUUGGUCGAUGGAUUGCCUGGGUUGCCAAGCGUAACUCUGCCUCCCUCUUGUGUGGAAGAUCCGAGACGCCAGAGAAACAUCGGGACUUUAGGCAAAUACAUUGAUAACGUCCUUGCCGAGAAAAGAGGCAAGAUUCUCUGUGUGGGUAAUGUGACUGAUGUUGCUGAUGUGGAUGGUGGGGAUGCGAAGAAGUGGGGAAUGCCUCUUAAUGGUCUCCGAGAUCUCAUGUUGAGUUUGACACCGGCUUACCUCAUUAAAAACUUCGACGACCUGUUUACCGAAGCUAUUCAGCAAUUGGUAGAAUGGGGUGGUGUCAUCAUAAGUGAAGAUUCCAGUGGUGACCGUUACAUUGCACACAAAAGUCCUCGUCUCACCUGGAUGUGUACCAUGAGAGUAAAGUCUCGGGAAAUAUGGGUCGCAUGGCGAUUGACGCUGUUUGGUCUACUUGGGUGCGGCGUUUUCGCACUCCUAGCCCGACGCAGAAGAGUCAAAGACGAAGAGGACACUAAACGUGUAGCAGACCUUGUUGAGUACGUGCUCGCAAAGCUCAAAUAUACGGAACUAGGUCAUCACACGGACCCUACAACCGUACCAUUCCCGUAUAUACCAUCCGUGCGGCUACGCGAUGAAGUCCUGUACCUCGAACCUCAGUGGAGGAAAAGGGUGCUAUGGGACCGGGUGGAGAAAGCCGUUGAGAGUAAUGCGAACGUUCGAGCGAACAUUCAAGAGGUGUAUGGUGGUGAUGAAAUGAGGGUGUGGCGGUGGGUUGGAAGUCAUCCAUUCGCCAACGUACAGACCCCAAUCAGAUUUGAUGUUGGGGGUCAAUCAGUGGAUGAUGGCUCGGUCGGUUAA